This is a messenger RNA of Solanum stenotomum, 1101 nucleotides long. Its product is annotated as peptide methionine sulfoxide reductase-like. NCBI's taxonomy places the organism in Eukaryota, Viridiplantae, Streptophyta, Magnoliopsida, Solanales, Solanaceae. Gene Ontology annotation, biological process: cellular response to oxidative stress. The transcript has 2 exons. Gene Ontology annotation, molecular function: peptide-methionine (S)-S-oxide reductase activity. The record is from RefSeq and is a predicted model, not a curated record. Gene Ontology annotation, cellular component: cytoplasm. The coding region runs from base 124 to 756 and encodes 210 amino acids.
UGUCCCAUUUCAACAGGAAACAGAGAAAUGCUCAUUCUUUAAGAUCACCACCAUCACCGACUCCUCUCUAAAAUUCCCUUCAUCAAAAUCCUCCCAAUUUCACCAUUUCAUUCUUCCCAUAAAAUGAAUUCCCCAAGGAUGAGUAGUUGGCUCAACAAAUUUGGUUUCGGUGCGAGAACUGAAUCUUCCAUAGAUUCAUCUUCUUCUGAAAUUCUUCAAGGACCCGAUCAUGAUGUACCCGACCCGGGACAACAGUUUGCUCAAUUCGGAGCAGGUUGCUUUUGGGGCGUUGAAUUGGCGUAUCAAAGAGUCGCCGGGGUUACAAAGACUGAAGCUGGGUACUCACAGGGUUUUGUGCAUAAUCCCAGAUAUGAAGAUGUGUGUUCUGGUACUAGUAAUCAUUCUGAGGUUGUUAGAGUUCAGUAUGAUCCUAACGAAUGUAGCUAUGAAUCAUUGCUUGAUGUUUUCUGGGCUCGUCAUGACCCUACCACCCUCAAUCGCCAGGGGAAUGAUGUGGGCACUCAGUACAGGUCUGGAAUUUACUUCUACACACCUGAGCAAGAGAAGGCAGCACUUGAAUCCCAGGACAGACAGCAAAAGAUUUUGAACAGGAAGAUUAUUACUGAGAUUUUGCCUGCCAAGAAAUUUUAUCGAGCUGAGGAAGAUCACCAGCAGUACCUUGCAAAGGGGGGUCGGUUUGGCUCAAAGCAGUCUGCUGGUAAAGGCUGCAAUGAUCCUAUCCGUUGCUAUGGUUGAGACCUUUCCAUUUGCAGGAUAAAAAUAACGUUAGUUGUGUCUAUUCUCCUAAGGUAUGGUUGUUAUAGGCUUUAAAUGUACUUCUGCAGUGAUGUAUCUAGUCUACCCUCUUACACUUAUUCUGGAAAAUCCAAUGUUUGUAGCUUAACCAUAGAUUUGUAAUGUAUAUAUGGUUGCAGAUUUGUGCCGUAUCUUGUUCGUAUAUGUAUAUUGAUGAUGCUCUCUGGCCAUAAAUUGGGAUAGUGCCUGUCAAUCAGUUGUGUUGAAUUUGAGUUAUGAAAGUCAAUGUCGGGCCUAAUUAAUCUGUAGGAGUUAUUAAUGAAGUGAUGUUGCUAUUGAUUUUAA